This is a messenger RNA of Nothobranchius furzeri (turquoise killifish), 3063 nucleotides long. The record is from RefSeq and is a predicted model, not a curated record. NCBI's taxonomy places the organism in Eukaryota, Metazoa, Chordata, Actinopteri, Cyprinodontiformes, Nothobranchiidae.
ACGGUGGCCUCAUGUCCAGGAACGGGUUGCCCACCCAGAGCACUACGCUAGAGGCUCUGCUGCGAGGAGAAGGUUUGGACAAGCGGAAAAGCUCCAAAAACGACGAGGAGAGCCUGCUGGAGAUCCAGAGGGUUCUGGAGGCAGAUGCAGCAGAAGACGCUUUUAACGACGACGACGAUUACGAGGUGGACAUUCCCAAGAGGAGACAUCGAGGAAAGGGAAGAGGUCGAGGUUCAGGCCGCAGGAGGGCAGACCUGGAUGAUGAUAAGCCAUACAUCUGUGACAACAGAUACAAACCGAAGCAGAACGCCAAGCCUUUGACUGCAGUCUGUACAAAACGAUACAGGAAUCGCCCAGGACUAAGUUACCACUACACCCAUUCCCACCUGGCUGAGGAGGGCCGAGCUGGGGAGAGAAGCACGGUGACCUCCCGCUCCCCCGCUGCACCACAGACUGACAGACACAAACGUCCAAAGAGUUCUGGUGGGACCAGCAUACCCAACAACUACUGUAAUAAAUGCUCAAACAGGAAAACGGGUAAAUCUGGGUCUCCCUGCUCAGCCUGCCAAUGCACAAGUAACUGACCGCGGAGAGGAGAAGGAAGACGGAACUCUUACUGGAGCCGAGGAGCUUUUCGGCACCACUUCAGAGAGCGACACUUCCACAUUUCACGGCUUUGAGGACGAUGAGCUGGAAGACCCAGCUGCAAACGGAAAUGGAAUACCCAUCCGUCACAGAUAGAGCCACUAUCUUUGAUUCAAAUGGAUGAUUUUUAAUAUAUAAAUAUAUAUCUAAUGGAUCACCCCCGACGAGAAUCAGCUGCUUCUUUUUAAUGUUUUUGUUUGUUUUGUUUUCAGAAAGCACAACGUCAUAAUUUCAAGACAGAAAUGCUAGUGGUAUUUUAUCUACUGAACGUUGUUGAGUAAUUUAUGAAACUUUUUUUUAUAUUAUAACUAUAUAAAUGAACCUUUAAUGCAACAAACAGUCGAGGGCUUUCCUGGAAAGUGCAAAACAAGACAAUUUGAGUGUGUGCUACAAUCUUUUUUCCACCUUUUUUUCCCCUCAGUGGAGGAGAAGAAGAAUGCUUUGAACAAAAACACUGGAGAAUCGACACAAUCGGACAUCUAAAACCUUUUGAAAUGAUGCAUUUGGUCGAUGAUGGGACUUUAUUAGAGGCCUACGCUGAAGGACCACUGGAUGUUUUUGAGCCAGUAGUUUGAUUGGGAAGGCCUCUUCCUCUGCUCUCACUCUAGAUUCAUUUUGUGAAAAUGAAGGAAAUCCACAGGCUACCAGAAAUGUUUGAAUAAAGAAGUCUUUGCAGAUUGAGGACAUAAUAACAAGAGCAGUCUGCACGUUGGCACGUGGCCUAGUGCUGGAGGGAUGACCAGUGAAGAAGACGAUUCAACCCUAAAAAGAAAAAUCUAAUGAGCCUUCAUGUCCUUCCUGAUUUGGGCCUAAAAUGAGCAACUGCAACGGAUGAACACAAGCCACGUGGCUUCAUUGAAACAACUGCUCUCUUGUUGAAACGCAUCGACUUCUUGGUGAACGUUAAAACUUCAAGCAUCCGGCUUUGUUUCAUCUACUCUGCACUGCGCUGGAGCUGCUCUCAGAACUAUGGGAACACUAAAGGCCAGGCCUUUGGACUGAUUGCGCCCAACGGGUGCAUUUGGGGGCCCAGCAGCCCUGUUUGCCCACGCCUCCUCUGACUGUGUCUGCCGUGCGAUCUGAUGUGACGCUAAGACAUCAUUAUCUUCAUCACUGUGCUAGCCUGCCGCUCCACACUGGAAACCAGCUCUGACAGCCAUGACCCCCUCUGACCUGAUUGGACCAGUGACCCCAUGACCCACAGCCAUAAAGAUGGUGCUCAGAUCCACCAUUGUUACACUCAGACCUCUGGUUUACAAAACCCUGACAUAGAUGCUGGUUUUUUUAGAUUCUUAGUUUGUUUUUCAUUUUAAAGGAUCGCAGUGAUUCUGCUCUUUUUUUUGCACCUUUUUCUUCAGCUGUAUAAUUCUGUGUUUUUGAGCUUCUUAAAGUUGGAUUAGUUCAGGUUCUUGGGUUUGUUUGGACUGUGUUGAUCCCUCUGAUCAGGUGCACAAAACCGUCAGCUACUCAGGCAUCUUCCAUUUCCUCUGUUGAUUGUUCAGCUAAUCAGCCCUAAUAUGUGAUUGUAGGAAGGUGGUGAGGAGGGUCAAUAAAACGUGAUUCCAGUAUUAAAAAGCAACACAUGGAGGGUUUCUCUAAUAACUCGCGUUACAGGAAAACGGCUGCAAUAACGAGCUUUUUUUGUUUUUGUUUUUUUCAUACUUGGAGAGUAAAACCUCUUCUCAGAUGUGGCUUAAAAGGUGAAAACCUAAUUCUGAGUUGUUUGCAAUAUUUCCGUUGAGGGCUUAAUUGUUUAAUGAUGUUUAGACGUUGCUUGUAGUACUGUAUAGAAAAGCUGUUUAGGCCCACAUUUCACACACGCUGUGUACGUCCUGUGUGUGUGUGUCCAGCUGCUCCGUUAUUGAAGAGAAUCGUUCUUCCUGUGUCUGUUAUGACUUGUUUGUGCAUCUCUGCUCACUUCCCUCAGGGACCCCUCCACACAGCAGUUUAUCUCCACCGGACAAAGGAUGCAUCUAAAUCUUGCUCUCCAUCUUGUCGUCUUCCUUUGUAUCAGCCAUGUGCCGUUUGCACAGUAAAACCAGUGUCUUCUAUCUGCCCAAGCUCAUGUGGAUAAGUGAAAGCAUGUGUCACAACCUGCUAAAUGUUCCUGUCGGAACUGCCCGCAUCUCUGAACAAAAGACUAAAAACUUGUGCAAAUGUUUGCAAUGUUUGCUUAGAAUAAUGCGGAAGAGCCUGUAUACCUCGUCACAGACACAGCAAUAGGUCCUGGUACCCCUGGGGGGGUGGGGGGUGGGGAAUGGAGCCAAAACGUGAUGGAGUUGAAAUGACUGGGUGGCUUUUGUUUGUUUGUUUGUUUUCCUGCUGUAAAUACAAGUCAAAAUGGAGAGAAUGAAGAAGUGUUCGUUUGUUAAACUAUUUUUAUUGUUCUGAAAAAAUAAAGAAAAAAAGGAAUGUUAA